AUGUGCAGCGAGCACCCAUUAAUACUCAUCCGCAAUCCUCCAUCUGCAUCUCCCCACCUGCAGCCCCCCAUAUCCACCCUAAUGGUGAACCGCAUGGAAAUCAUGCCGGAUAAGAAACAAGAGGUUUUGAUAACCGACUCCCGUUCCUGUCCCUCCCCCACACAUUCGCUCUCGCUCCUGUCCCUCCCCCACCCAUUCACUCUCGCUCCUGUCCCUCCCCCACCCAUUCACUCUCGCUCCUGUCCCUCCCCCACCCAUUCACUCUCGCUCCUGUCCCUCCCCCACCCAUUCACUCUCGCUCCUGUCCCUCCCCCACCCAUUCAGUCUCGCUCCUGUCCCUCCCCCACCCAUUCACUCUCGCUCCUGUCCCUCCCCCACCCAUUCACUCUCGCUCCUGUCCCUCCCCCACCCAUUCACUCUCGCUCCUGUCCCUCCCCCACCCAUUCACUCUCGCUCCUGUCCCUCCCCCACCCAUUCAGUCUCGCUCCUGUCCCUCCCCCACCCAUUCACUCUCGCUCCUGUCCCUCCCCCACCCAUUCACUCUCGCUCCUGUCCCUCCCCCACACAUUCAGUCUCGCUCCUGUCCCUCCCCCACCCAUUCACUCUCGCUCCUGUCCCUCCCCCACCCAUUCAGUCUCGCUCCUGUCCCUCCCCCACCCAUUCACUCUCGCUCCUGUCCCUCCCCCACCCAUUCAGUCUCGCUCCUGUCUCUCCCCCACCCAUUCACUCUUGCUCCUGUCCCUCCCCCACCCAUUCACUCUCGCUCCUGUCCCUCCCCCACCCAUUCACUCUCGCUCCUGUCCCUCCCCCACCCAUUCACUCUCGUUCCUGCCCCUCCCCCACCCAUUCACUCUCGCUCCUGUCCCUCCCCCACCCAUUCACUCUCGCUCCUGUCCCUCCCCCACCCAUUCAGUCUCGCUCCUGUCCCUCCCCCACCCAUUCACUCUCGCUCCUGUCCCUCCCCCACCCAUUCAGUCUCGCUCCUGUCUCUCCCCCACCCAUUCACUCUUGCUCCUGUCCCUCCCCCACCCAUUCACUCUCGCUCCUGUCCCUCCCCCACCCAUUCACUCUCGCUCCUGUCCCUCCCCCACCCAUUCACUCUCGUUCCUGCCCCUCCCCCACCCAUUCACUCUCGCUCCUGUCCCUCCCCCACCCAUUCACUCUCGCUCCUGUCCCUCCCCCACCCAUUCAGUCUCGCUCCUGUCCCUCCCCCACCCAUUCACUCUCGCUCCUGUCCCUCCCCCACCCAUUCAGUCUCGCUCCUGUCCCUCCCCCACCCAUUCACUCUUGCUCCUGUCCCUCCCCCACCCAUUCACUCUCGCUCCUGUCCCUCCCCCACCCAUUCACUCUCGCUCCUGUCCCUCCCCCACCCAUUCACUCUCGCUCCUGUCCCUCCCCCACCCAUUCACUCUCGCUCCUGUCCCUCCCCCACCCAUUCAGUCUCGCUCCUGUCCCUCCCCCACCCAUUCACUCUCGCUCCUGUCCCUCCCCCACCCAUUCACUCUCGCUCCUGUCCCUCCCCCACCCAUUCAGUCUCGCUCCUGUCCCUCCCCCACCCAUUCAGUCUCGCUCCUGUCCCUCCCCCACCCAUUCAGUCUCGCUCCUGUCCCUCCCCCACCCAUUCACUCUCGCUCCUGUCCCUCCCCCACCCAUUCACUCUCGCUCCUGUCCCUCCCCCACCCAUUCACUCUCGCUCCUGUCCCUCCCCCACCCAUUCACUCUCGCUCCUGUCCCUCCCCCACCCAUUCAGUCUCGCUCCUGUCCCUCCCCCACCCAUUCACUCUCGCUCCUGUCCCUCCCCCACCCAUUCAGUCUCGCUCCUGUCCCUCCCCCACCCAUUCACUCUCGCUCCUGUCCCUCCCCCACCCAUUCAGUCUCGCUCCUGUCCCUCCCCCACCCAUUCACUCUUGCUCCUGUCCCUCCCCCACCCAUUCACUCUCGCUCCUGUCCCUCCCCCACCCAUUCACUCUCGCUCCUGUCCCUCCCCCACCCAUUCACUCUCGCUCCUGUCCCUCCCCCACCCAUUCACUCUCGCUCCUGUCCCUCCCCCACCCAUUCACUCUCGCUCCUGUCCCUCCCCCACCCAUUCACUCUCGCUCCUGUCCCUCCCCCACCCAUUCAGUCUCGCUCCUGUCCCUCCCCCACCCAUUCACUCUCGCUCCUGUCCCUCCCCCACCCAUUCACUCUCGCUCCUGUCCCUCCCCCACCCAUUCAGUCUCGCUCCUGUCCCUCCCCCACCCAUUCAGUCUCGCUCCUGUCCCUCCCCCACCCAUUCAGUCUCGCUCCUGUCCCUCCCCCACCCAUUCACUCUUGCUCCUGUCCCUCCCCCACCCAUUCAGUCUCGCUCCUGUCCCUCCCCCACCCAUUCACUCUCGCUCCUGUCCCUCCCCCACCCAUUCAGUCUCGCUCCUGUCCCUCCCCCACCCAUUCACUCUCGCUCCUGUCCCUCCCCCACCCAUUCACUCUCGCUCCUGUCCCUCCCCCACCCAUUCAGUCUCGCUCCUGUCCCUCCCCCACCCAUUCAGUCUCGCUCCUGUCCCUCCCCCACCCAUUCAGUCUCGCUCCUGUCCCUCCCCCACCCAUUCACUCUCGCUCCUGUCCCUCCCCCACCCAUUCACUCUCGCUCCUGUCCCUCCCCCACCCAUUCACUCUCGCUCCUGUCCCUCCCCCACCCAUUCAGUCUCGCUCCUGUCCCUCCCCCACCCAUUCAGUCUCGCUCCUGUCCCUCCCCCACCCAUUCACUCUCGCUCCUGUCCCUCCCCCACCCAUUCAGUCUCGCUCCUGUCCCUCCCCCACCCAUUCACUCUUGCUCCUGUCCCUCCCCCACCCAUUCAGUCUCGCUCCUGUCCCUCCCCCACCCAUUCACUCUCGCUCCUGUCCCUCCCCCACCCAUUCAGUCUCGCUCCUGUCCCUCCCCCACCCAUUCACUCUUGCUCCUGUCCCUCCCCCACCCAUUCACUCUCGCUCCUGUCUCUCCCCCACCCAUUCACUCUCGCUCCUGUCCCUCCCCCACCCAUUCACUCUCGCUCCUGUCCCUCCCCCACCCAUUCACUCUCGCUCCUGUCCCUCCCCCACCCAUUCAGUCUCGCUCCUGUCCCUCCCCCACCCAUUCACUCUUGCUCCUGUCCCUCCCCCACCCAUUCACUCUCGCUCCUGUCCCUCCCCCACCCAUUCACUCUCGCUCCUGUCCCUCCCCCACCCAUUCACUCUCGCUCCUGUCCCUCCCCCACCCAUUCACUCUCGCUCCUGUCCCUCCCCCACCCAUUCACUCUCGCUCCUGUCCCUCCCCCACCCAUUCACUCUCGCUCCUGUCCCUCCCCCACCCAUUCAGUCUCGCUCCUGUCCCUCCCCCACCCAUUCACUCUCGCUCCUGUCCCUCCCCCACCCAUUCACUCUCGCUCCUGUCCCUCCCCCACCCAUUCAGUCUCGCUCCUGUCCCUCCCCCACCCAUUCAGUCUCGCUCCUGUCCCUCCCCCACCCAUUCAGUCUCGCUCCUGUCCCUCCCCCACCCAUUCACUCUUGCUCCUGUCCCUCCCCCACCCAUUCAGUCUCGCUCCUGUCCCUCCCCCACCCAUUCACUCUCGCUCCUGUCCCUCCCCCACCCAUUCACUCUCGCUCCUGUCCCUCCCCCACCCAUUCACUCUCGCUCCUGUCCCUCCCCCACCCAUUCAGUCUCGCUCCUGUCCCUCCCCCACCCAUUCACUCUCGCUCCUGUCCCUCCCCCACCCAUUCACUCUCGCUCCUGUCCCUCCCCCACCCAUUCAGUCUCGCUCCUGUCCCUCCCCCACCCAUUCAGUCUCGCUCCUGUCCCUCCCCCACCCAUUCAGUCUCGCUCCUGUCCCUCCCCCACCCAUUCACUCUCGCUCCUGUCUCUCCCCCACCCAUUCACUCUCGCUCCUGUCCCUCCCCCACCCAUUCACUCUCGCUCCUGUCCCUCCCCCACCCAUUCACUCUCGCUCCUGUCCCUCCCCCACCCAUUCAGUCUCGCUCCUGUCCCUCCCCCACCCAUUCAGUCUCGCUCCUGUCCCUCCCCCACCCAUUCACUCUCGCUCCUGUCCCUCCCCCACCCAUUCAGUCUCGCUCCUGUCCCUCCCCCACCCAUUCACUCUUGCUCCUGUCCCUCCCCCACCCAUUCAGUCUCGCUCCUGUCCCUCCCCCACCCAUUCACUCUCGCUCCUGUCCCUCCCCCACCCAUUCAGUCUCGCUCCUGUCCCUCCCCCACCCAUUCACUCUUGCUCCUGUCCCUCCCCCACCCAUUCACUCUCGCUCCUGUCUCUCCCCCACCCAUUCACUCUCGCUCCUGUCCCUCCCCCACCCAUUCACUCUCGCUCCUGUCCCUCCCCCACCCAUUCACUCUCGCUCCUGUCCCUCCCCCACCCAUUCAGUCUCGCUCCUGUCCCUCCCCCACCCAUUCACUCUCGCUCCUGUCCCUCCCCCACCCAUUCACUCUCGCUCCUGUCCCUCCCCCACCCAUUCACUCUUGCUCCUGUCCCUCCCCCACCCAUUCAGUCUCGCUCCUGUCCCUCCCCCACCCAUUCACUCUCGCUCCUGUCCCUCCCCCACCCAUUCAGUCUCGCUCCUGUCCCUCCCCCACCCAUUCACUCUCGCUCCUGUCCCUCCCCCACCCAUUCACUCUCGCUCCUGUCCCUCCCCCACCCAUUCACUCUCGCUCCUGUCCCUCCCCCACCCAUUCACUCUCGCUCCUGUCCCUCCCCCACCCAUUCAGUCUCGCUCCUGUCCCUCCCCCACCCAUUCACUCUCGCUCCUGUCCCUCCCCCACCCAUUCACUCUCGCUCCUGUCCCUCCCCCACCCAUUCAGUCUCGCUCCUGUCCCUCCCCCACCCAUUCACUCUUGCUCCUGUCCCUCCCCCACCCAUUCAGUCUCGCUCCUGUCCCUCCCCCACCCAUUCAGUCUCGCUCCUGUCCCUCCCCCACCCAUUCACUCUCGCUCCUGUCCCUCCCCCACCCAUUCACUCUCGCUCCUGUCCCUCCCCCACCCAUUCACUCUCGCUCCUGUCCCUCCCCCACCCAUUCACUCUCGCUCCUGUCCCUCCCCCACCCAUUCAGUCUCGCUCCUGUCCCUCCCCCACCCAUUCAGUCUCGCUCCUGUCCCUCCCCCACCCAUUCACUCUCGCUCCUGUCCCUCCCCCACCCAUUCACUCUCGCUCCUGUCCCUCCCCCACCCAUUCAGUCUCGCUCCUGUCCCUCCCCCACCCAUUCAGUCUCGCUCCUGUCCCUCCCCCACCCAUUCACUCUUGCUCCUGUCCCUCCCCCACCCAUUCAGUCUCGCUCCUGUCCCUCCCCCACCCAUUCACUCUCGCUCCUGUCCCUCCCCCACCCAUUCAGUCUCGCUCCUGUCCCUCCCCCACCCAUUCAGUCUCGCUCCUGUCCCUCCCCCACCCAUUCACUCUCGCUCCUGUCUCUCCCCCACCCAUUCACUCUCGCUCCUGUCCCUCCCCCACCCAUUCACUCUCGCUCCUGUCCCUCCCCCACCCAUUCACUCUCGCUCCUGUCCCUCCCCCACCCAUUCAGUCUCGCUCCUGUCCCUCCCCCACCCAUUCAGUCUCGCUCCUGUCCCUCCCCCACCCAUUCACUCUCGCUCCUGUCCCUCCCCCACCCAUUCAGUCUCGCUCCUGUCCCUCCCCCACCCAUUCACUCUUGCUCCUGUCCCUCCCCCACCCAUUCAGUCUCGCUCCUGUCCCUCCCCCACCCAUUCACUCUCGCUCCUGUCCCUCCCCCACCCAUUCAGUCUCGCUCCUGUCCCUCCCCCACCCAUUCACUCUUGCUCCUGUCCCUCCCCCACCCAUUCACUCUCGCUCCUGUCUCUCCCCCACCCAUUCACUCUCGCUCCUGUCCCUCCCCCACCCAUUCACUCUCGCUCCUGUCCCUCCCCCACCCAUUCACUCUCGCUCCUGUCCCUCCCCCACCCAUUCAGUCUCGCUCCUGUCCCUCCCCCACCCAUUCAGUCUCGCUCCUGUCCCUCCCCCACCCAUUCACUCUCGCUCCUGUCCCUCCCCCACCCAUUCACUCUCGCUCCUGUCCCUCCCCCACCCAUUCACUCUUGCUCCUGUCCCUCCCCCACCCAUUCAGUCUCGCUCCUGUCCCUCCCCCACACAUUCACUCUCGCUCCUGUCCCUCCCUCCCCCACCCAUGGCUCAAGAGCAGCACAUGCCAGACAACAGAGCAGCACGUGAAUCGCAUGGAGGUCAUGCCACACAAGAGGUUCCAAUAACGGUUCCCCACACGCACUCAUUCCCCCCCUCCCCGCCCUCCCACAUUUACUCCCCGUUCGUCCCCACAUCUCCCCCCCCCAUUACACCAGAGCAGCAGGUGAACCGCAUGGAGAUCAUGCCGGACAAGAUCACAGCAGCACAGCAGGUGAACCGCAUGGAGAUCAUGCCGGACAAGAGGUUCCUGGCGGCUGCUGGCAACCCGCAGAUCCGCCUCUUCCAAAUCGACUCCAACCAGCCACAGCCGGUGAUGAGCUACGACGGGCACACCAACAACGUGACAGCAGUUGGCUUUCAGUGCGACGGCCGCUGGAUGUACUCGGGCUCUGAGGACGGCACCGUCAAGAUCUGGGACCUCAGAGCCCCACCGCUGUACCAGAGGGACUAUGAGAGCCGGGCGGCAGUGAACACGGUGGUGCUGCACCCCAACCAGACGGAGCUCAUCUCAGGGGACCAGAACGGCAACAUCCGCGUGUGGGACCUCACUGCCAACGCGUGUAGUUGUGAACUGGUACCAGAGGUGGACACGGCCAUAAGGUCGGUGGCAGUCAUGUGGGAUGGCAGCAUGGUCGUGGCAGCCAACAACAAGGGCACCUGCUUUGUCUGGCGCCUCACCUCAGGCUCUCAGACGGCAGCGAGCUUUGAGCCGCUGCACAAGCUGCAGGCGCACAACAGCCACGUGCUCAAGUGCCUACUCUCGCCCGAGUUCUCCGAUCCCAACAGAUACCUCGCUACAGCAUCAGCGGACGGCACAGUGAAGAUAUGGAAUGCAGAUGGCUUUACCCUGGAGAAAACACUCACAGGCCAUGCCAGAUGGGUGUGGGACUGUGUGUUCUCUAUUGAUGGGGCCUACCUCGUGUCAGCUUCCUCGGAUGGCACGUCGCGGCUGUGGGAGCUGGCGAGCGGCAACUGUGUGCGAGUGUACCAGGGCCACCAGAAGGCCGUUGUGUGCUGCGCUCUCAACGACGGCACCGACCUCCCGCCUGCCUGA
Messenger RNA from Closterium sp. Naga37s-1, 7221 nucleotides. NCBI's taxonomy places the organism in Eukaryota, Viridiplantae, Streptophyta, Zygnematophyceae, Desmidiales, Closteriaceae. The record is from the annotation of a GenBank genome assembly.